Condylostylus longicornis is the source of this 837-nucleotide messenger RNA. Its product is annotated as variant surface antigen E-like. Lineage: Eukaryota; Metazoa; Arthropoda; Insecta; Diptera; Dolichopodidae. Bases 1 to 837 code for a protein of 278 amino acids. The record is from RefSeq and is a predicted model, not a curated record. The transcript has a single exon.
AUGGACAGAUGGCAAGAGUUGGGCGAACGUGUCUAUGUGCAAGAGGGUCCAUUCAAGGAGGGUUCAAUGGAUGAAACGUUUGUACCGUCGUUGUUUGAUUCAGUUCUUUGUGCUGCGUAUGAGGAUGCAACAACGACUGAGCCACCAUACACUGACCCAACAUUACUAACAACGACUGAGCCACCAUACACUGACCCAACAUUACUAACAACGACUGAGCCACCAUACACUGACCCAACAUUACUAACAACGACUGAGCCACCAUACACUGACCCAACAUUACCAACAACGACUGAGCCACCAUACACUGACCCAACAUUACCAACAACGACUGAGCCACCAUACACUGACCCAACAUUACCAACAACGACUGAGCCACCAUACACUGACCCAACAUUACCAACAACGACUGAGCCACCAUACACUGACCCAACAUUACCAACAACGAUUGAGCCACCAUUCACUGACCCAACAUUACCAACAACGACUGAGCCACCAUACACUGACCCAACAUUACCAACAACGACUGAGCCACCAUACACUGACCCAACAUUACCAACAACGACUGAGCCACCAUACACUGACCCAACAUUACCAACAACGACUGAGCCACCAUUCACUGACCCAACAUUACCAACAACGACUGAGCCACCAUACACUGACCCAACAUUACCAACAACGACUGAGCCACCAUACACUGACCCAACAUUACCAACAACGACUGAGCCACCAUACACUGACCCAACAUUACCAACAACGACUGCGCCACCAUUCACUGACCCAACAAGGCCAACAACGAUUGAGCCACCAUACACCAACAUUACCAACAACGACUGA